AUGGUCCACGGGACAUUCGGCAAAGCCUUCCACCAACAUUUCGAACACGGCAUUUGGGUCCGCUACGACCUCAAAGGCAGCCAAGGUCCAAAGUACCAGCUUCAGUUUACCCACCAUAACGCCUCAAGCUGGGCAGCCAAAAACCCGCAUCAGAAUGGUGAAUGGGCAUUUCGGAUUGACGAUCAAGCCAUGAUACCAGCCCACCUCAUGGACGAAGAAGAACAACUCUAUCAACGCUGGUUCCAGAAGCGAUACCCCGAGAAGAACCAAAUUCGCAUGGAUCAGAGGUACAUCAACGACUCAUUUCUGGGCGACCCUGAUCAAAUCAAGGUGCCUUCCGACAAGCAGUUUCAUAUGGCUCACUGUGUCCGGGCCUUGAGAAGAUAUUGGCAGGCCAAGGAAACUGGCAAGCAUGUCUGUCCGAGAGAUAUCGAUUACAGGCAUAUGAAGCACUGCCUGGACUCCAUGGAUGAGUGGGCAUUCCCAGACGGAGAGAGAGGUUCGAUCAAGCCUGUCGUGGAUUCUGGAACGUGGAAAUUGAUUUGGGAGACUAAAAUCCUCCCAAUCCUGUGGAAUCUCCUGGGUGAAGUUGGGCGCGAGAUACCAUUUCCAUGGGCCGGCGCGCUUCAUUUCUUCCUCGAGCAUUUCGUCGAAGAGCUCCUUGUCGUAGCAGUCAGGUGGCAGCCAGCUGAAGUUUAUCGGGUUAAAGACGCAGCCUUGAGCUUUUGCUUCGGCGGGCGUUGGGCCGCAUUUGGGGAUGACGAGGGCGUUGCUGGUGUGGCUUUUGGUGUAUAA
This is a messenger RNA of Parastagonospora nodorum SN15, 795 nucleotides long. RefSeq lists its product as hypothetical. The transcript has 2 exons. Lineage: Eukaryota; Fungi; Ascomycota; Dothideomycetes; Pleosporales; Phaeosphaeriaceae. Bases 1 to 795 code for a protein of 264 amino acids. The record is from RefSeq and is a predicted model, not a curated record.